AUGGGAGCGGACCCUCGGUUUGGAGACGAGCGGCACCUCUCGCUGAGGGAGAGGCUCGUGCGGGAACCGAAAGGAGGUUACGCCUGGAACGCUGACCACGUCACCGCGGUAUAUCAGGGCGGGGGAGAAUGCGGAGUCGACAACCUCCGGACUCUGUGCGUAGUGUGCCACUCGGAGGUUACGCGGGUUCAGACCACGGAACGGGCCGCAACCAGGAGGAUGGAGAAGGAGAACAAGCGCCGGUCCCUCGAGGAGGCGCAAGGGCAGCGUCGGCUCGUCAGCUUCGGCGGCGGCAUCGCCCUGUCGGCAGUGUCAUCACAGACCGGGAAUACUGUAGGAGGAAGGGGGGGCAGCCAGGACGACGCCUGCGAGAUCUCCGGAAGCGACGAAGACCGCGGCGACGCUGACGGCAGCAGUGGAGGUGCUCACCACACCGACAGCGACGACGAUGACGGCGUGUUUAUGUCUCCGUUGAAGAAGCAGGUCUGCGCAGGCAUAGCCGGCAGGCGCGAAGGCGGUGGAGACGAUGUCGCCGCGAAGACGAACAGCACGGCGUUGAAGCCGGGCCUCAAGGGCUGCAACCGUCCGCAUCGAGGGAGCGAGCAGCCCAAAUCUUUCGCGCCCCGAGGGGAAGUGGACGUUGCCGACGGCACGGCGAGAAACAGACACGGCGUGAGGAGCAGGUCGACCCGUGCUUCCCUGGAAGCUUUCGAGCGAAUUAUCAACGGCGAGGGCUGCGACUUGGACUCUCCGCCGCGAGCGGGCGGCCCCGGCGAUGGCGUUCCAAGUGCUGGUGCUGCCGUUGGAAACGGUGGUGGUGGCGGCGGCGGCAACAACAGCGAUGACAGCUGCGAGAUAAUGUUCACCCGUGUGCGUCCCACCUGAUGCCCCCACCUCCUCGUUGCCGUCGUCAGCACGGCCGGGAAACAGGGCUCCCUUUCAGGAGGGACGAGGGCGGCGGGGGGUCAUCCAGCGGUGGGAGUGUUUUUCGUCCAACUCCUCGCAGCAGGCGACGCUAGCGACUGGCUAGGCACACAUGGCAAAUAGUGGCUGUUGAUGGCGUGCAGAGCCGCCCCCCUGGCCCUAGUGCAGAACACAAAUCUACUCAUUUUUUCGCUGAGGCUAGUUUCUAAUUUAAUCUAUGGGAUACCCCCACCGCGACUAUAUAGGUUCUAGUGUACGCUUUCUUGACCUGGCGCCUGUUCUCAUGGCCAAGUUAUCAGAUUUUGGAUUUUUAUUUGUUGGCCCAAGUUCUCAAAUCCUAGGAGUAUGUUCGUAAGGUGUUGUUGGCGUGUCCUGUAGGUGGUGGUGGCGCGGACUCUUAGCAAACCCCGUGCACGCGGCAGGAGGAGGAGUUUAUCGACUGAAAUAAUCGGACGUCGGUGCACUGUGUUCACGACCGGGAUUCUAUGAUGUUUUGCUCCCA
Molecule: messenger RNA, 1426 nt
Organism: Ectocarpus sp. CCAP 1310/34
Lineage: Eukaryota; Phaeophyceae; Ectocarpales; Ectocarpaceae
Source: the annotation of a GenBank genome assembly